Symbiodinium pilosum is the source of this 780-nucleotide messenger RNA. The record is from the annotation of a GenBank genome assembly. NCBI's taxonomy places the organism in Eukaryota, Dinophyceae, Suessiales, Symbiodiniaceae.
AUGGAGCCAUCCCCAGUGGAUAAUUUGCCGACGCGCUUCGUGAAGAACCAGACGGGCACGGAAGGAGAAGCUAUUUCAUGGGACGCGGUGAAGAAGUUGCGCAUCAAGCAGUCUAGCGCCGACAACCCCAUCCAUUUGCAUGAGAUUGAGAUCUAUGGGUGCGAUGGCAUCAACUAUGCCUUGCCAGAGAACGGAGGUACCGCAUGCCAAUCCUCCAUGCACGGCUCAGGUGAUGGCUAUGGCCCAGCCGAGUUUGUGAUUGACGGCCGCCGCAAUGGACCAGUGAAUCACACGAAGCACGCGGCAAAUGGUUGGCUUGAAGUGGAGCUGGCCGCAGCAACUGCAGUGGAGAGCUUCGCGAUCUUCAACAUGAGCGAUGAUGAGUACGACCAUCGCGUCCGACUCAACGGCCACACCGUGGAACUGUUGGACGAAUCUGACCAAAUCGUGUACCAACAGCAGAUUACCAUGGAGGAGGAUGGCGCUUUGUUUGACAGAAAGAAGGGCUGCAAGCAGCUGUGGGUGAACGAAGAUGCCAAGUCCGUUGUCGCGAACUUGAGCAUUGAGAAGGGUGUGUUGGGCCACGCCAAAAUCAUCGCUACCCAGAUGAGUGGCACACACAUUGCGUCUAUCUCCAUAGAUGCGGAAUGGCCGCAGUUCUCGGCGAACGUGUGCAACAGCAUCGCGGAAGAAUCCCAGAUUCCAGCCUACAAUUUGCGCCUACUUCUGCCGGACGGCCGCCUCUUAAGGCUGCACGACGAUGAGGAGAUGCCGGGAUAG